Molecule: messenger RNA, 2527 nt
Organism: Microcebus murinus (gray mouse lemur)
Lineage: Eukaryota; Metazoa; Chordata; Mammalia; Primates; Cheirogaleidae
Source: RefSeq, a predicted model, not a curated record
CCAAGCUGGAGGUCAGAAACAAUACAUCAUUUGCUUUUAGUAAUAAAGCCGUGGGUGUCAUGGCAUGACAUCAUCGGGAGGGAGAGGAGAGGAGAGAUUAAAGUGAGGAGGGAGCUACAACCAGGUGACUGAGUGCCAAGGCUCGACAACGUGGAGGACCAGAAAGGAGACGAGGAGCACAGGGUGGGUAAGGAGGAAGCGCAGAGAGGCGUGAAAAGUCCAGGCGAACGUGGCGGCACGGAGCCGAAGGGGAGGACUGGAUCGGAAGCUGAGUGUGGUCUUCAGUGCUGGGUGCUACUGGCAGUCGAGGAAGAUGACAUCCUAGACGUGUUCAUUGGCUUGUAGCAACAUCUGGACUUACUUUGACCCAAAAUGGCAUCUUCCUUGUAUGGGGCUCUCUUCCUUGUUGGCCUCUGUGCUCCAAUCUACUGUGCGCCCCCAGCCAAGGUCGCCAGCGGAGGACCCCCCCACCCUUCCUCCAUAAAGCGCAGCCUCAGCUCCCAGGUGUCUUCCCCCAACGCUGACUUUGCCUUCCGCCUGUACCGGAGGCUGGUUUUGGAGGCCCCGGGUCGGAACAUCUUCUUCUCCCCCAUGAGUGUCUCCGCUUCCCUGGCCAUGCUCUCCCUUGGGGCCCGCUCAGCCACCAAGGCCCAGAUCCUGCAGGGCCUGGGCUUCAACCUCACGUGCACGCCGGAGCCCGCCAUCCACCGCGGCUUCCAGAACCUGGUCCGCUCGCUCACUGUCCCCGGCAAAGGCCUGAGCUUGCAGAUGGGCAGUGUCCUCUUCGUCAAGAGGGAGCUGCAGCUGCAGCCAAGUUUCCUAGACGACGUCAACAGGCUGUACGAGGCGAAAGUCUUUUCUACAGAUUUCUCCAACACCGCCACUGCCCAGGCGAGGAUCAACAGCUACGUGGAGAAGGAGACCAGAGGGAAGGUCGUGGACUUAAUCCAAAGCCUUGACCCUCUGACAGCCAUGGUGCUGGUCAACCACAUUUUCUUUAAAGCCAAGUGGGAGAAGCCCUUUAACCCUGCGGAUACGAAGAAGAGCUUUCCAUUCCUGGUGGGCAAGGGAGCCACAGUGCACGUCCCCAUGAUGCACCAGAUGGAGGAGUUGGCUUUUGGGGUGGAUCCAGAGCUGAACUGCUUUGUGCUGCAGAUGAACUACAGGGGAGACGCCGUGGCCUUCUUUGUGCUCCCCAGCAAGGGCAAGAUGAGGCAGCUGGAACAGGCCUUGUCAGCCAGGACGCUGAGAAAGUGGAGCCACUUACUGCAGAAGAGGUGGAUAGAGGUGUCCAUCCCCAAAUUUUCCAUAUCUGCCUCCUAUGAUCUAGAAACCAUCCUCCCGAAGAUGGGCUUCUGCAAUGCCUUUGACAAAAGUGCUGACUUUUCUGGAAUUGCAAAGAGAGACUCCCUGCAGGUUUCUAAAGCCACCCACAAGGCUGUGCUGGAUGUCAGCGAAGAGGGUACUGAGGCCGUAGCAGCUAGUGCCACCAAGCUCGUAGUCCGGUCGAAGGAUGGCCCCUCUCACCACACCGUCUCUUUCAAUAGGACCUUCCUGAUGGUGAUUAUGAAUGAAGCCACAGAGAGUAUUCUCUUUCUAGGGAAAGUUGAAAACCCUACUAAGUCCUAGGUGGCAAAUGGCCUGUUGACUGACUGCACAUUGCUAACACACAGGGAAUAGCACACCACGGGCCUCUCCUUAUUCUGAGGGUCCUCCUGACUCCAGCAGAGUUGGAAGGUUCAACAUGGAACCGUCAGCAGAGACCCCAGUCACAAGCCAAGGCCCAUUAACGCCAGUCGGUGCCCCUUUCCUCAAACUCUCCCAGGUCUCUGGCUUCAUGGAAUAUUGCUGGGCUCGCGUAUUGCCAUUCCUUGAAACUCCUGGGACUGUUAACAUAUAGGUCAGGUACCUUUCUUGCAGAAUUACAGCAAUAAAGUCAAUAAAACUACAAUGUGAAUUCAGCUAGCAACAGGGCUCCCACGUACCUACAGGGUCUUAAUCCGAACAUGAUUUAUUGGCAAACUCAAAGUGGCUGGGUUGUCACCCAGUGACAUUUCAGCGGCUGCAUGAAUUUGUUCAAUGAAAACUUAUUGAGCACCUAAUAUGUGCGGGGAGUGAAUUAAGUGGACAUGAUCCCUGGCCUGUUGGGGCUAACUGGGGACACGGACCACCCAGCAACAACAAUAAACCAAACUUUCAAAUCCACGUGGUUGUGACAGAUUGGGAUAAGUGCCAGGGGAGCACCUGGUGAGACGGUUGAAAGAGAGAGAGGAAGGGGGAAAGCGAGGCUUUCAUGGGUGUGGAGCCGUGAGUCAGGCAUGAGCGGGUGUGUUGGAGGGACAGAGGGAGGCCCUUGUGGCUGGAGCUUCGCCGUCACAGAUGGAAGAAAAGAGGUGGAAACAAGGACACGGGUACAGGGAGCUCAGGUGGGGUGGGGCAUUCUUGGCCAAGGAGGGCAGUCUGAGUUUGGCGGGGAGCACCAGAAAACCCAUUGACAACUGCUGACAUAUGGGCCGCGACAGUCUCC